Molecule: messenger RNA, 399 nt
Organism: Ostertagia ostertagi
Lineage: Eukaryota; Metazoa; Nematoda; Chromadorea; Rhabditida; Trichostrongylidae
Source: the annotation of a GenBank genome assembly
GAUCCUCCCGAGGAGAUCGGAGUGGAUCUCACCGAUUCAGAAGUCCUCUAUGCAAAAGAAGGCAACACUUACAAUCUCCGUUUGGCCAAGAGCAAACUCAUGGAAGAAUUGCGGUGCGAUUUCAAUAAUCGCUCUGCGCCCAGUAAUGUGAUUUCUUUGGUUGCCAAAAGGAAAACCGCUAAUCAUCAUUUGAAAAUUGAACACAUCUCAGCGGACAAUGUUGGCGAGUAUAACUGCACACUACGACUCUAUAAGAAGGAUUUCCGUACCAAGAAGUUCUCAGUCGUUCUCGGAUCGGAUCCACGGCUCUCUUCUGUCGAAGGACUUUUCACUUACACUUUCUAUCGGUUGCAUUGUUUUGUUAAUGAUCUCUUUAGCUUGAAGCAUAGGGAUGGUUAA